AUGGCCUUUCAAAACAAGAAGAGGAACCAGCCAGAUGGUGAAUCAUCAAAUACGAAAAAGGCCAAGACGGGGGAGAGCAGCUCAGCACCUAGACCCGCACCUGCUUUCCUCUCGGCUCUGAAAGAUGAAGAGACGGAUUUUCCUAGAGGGGGAGGAUCGAGCCUGACCCCUUUGGAGCUCAAGCAGACUAGAGCAGAGGGAAGGAGGGAGGCUGAGGAAGAGGCUAGAGCCGAGGCUGCUUCCAAAGGUAAUCAUCGAAAGAAGCAGAUGAGUGAUAGGCAGAUCAAGAGGUUGAAGAAGAAUGAAGUGAGGAAGAAAGAGAAGAAUGAUGAGGAUACUAUCCGUGUCGAGGUAUUGAACUACAAAAGACUCGUACCCGGUACUCAUGUCCUUGCCCGAGUCCACACCGUCCUCCCACUACACCUCAUCUUAUCACUUCCUAACAACUUACUCGCUCAUGUACCAAUCACCGAAAUCUCCACUACACUCACCAACCUCCUUACAGCGGAAGAAGCUAUGGCUCUGGAUUCGGACAAAGAAGAAGAAGAUCAGGAAGAAGAAGAAUCCGAUUCGGAAUCAUCUGCGCCGGACUUGUCUCAAUUAUUCUUCCCCGGACAAUAUUUCCCUGCCAAAGUAUUGAACGUAUAUCCAACAGCGAGCCAAUCGUUUGUCUCUCAAUAUCCUGUUACUGAAACUACGAGAUUAGCAGCUAGGGUAGAGGUCACGUUGAUACCUGAGAAAGUAGGAAGUGAGGUUUCGAAGAAAGAUAUCGAGAAGGGGUAUUUAUUAGUAGGAGAGGUCAAGAGUGAAGAGGAUAAGGGCUACACAGUCGGAAUUGGGUUGAAUCCUGAUGAAGGGUCAGGUGUGGAGGGGUGGAUAAGUAAAGAAGAAGUACAGAAAUAUGUACCGUCUCAAUCCCUAAUUCCCGGUCAACUCCUCCCUGGGAUCGUAUCGUCCCUCACUGCCGGUGGAAGAGUCGUACAACUAUCCCUUGAUCCCCUCGAGCUCACCCGAAGCACUACGAGCGAAGUUUCAACUGUAGGAUCUCUGACUCCGGGACAUCUCAUAACAGCUUUGAUCACCGCUGUAGUACCUUCAGGUCUAAAUGUGAAAGUCUGUGGAUUUUAUGACGGUACGAUCGAUUUGGCCCAUUUACCUCUAGGGGAAGAUGAUGUAGAAAGCAGAUACAAAAUCGGUAAAAAGGUUCGAGCUAGAAUAAUAUACGAUAACUUAUCAACUACUCCACCUACCUUUGCUCUUUCAGCUCUCCCUCAUGUAGUCGGCUUGACCAGUCCUACCAAGGAAGGAGAACAAGUACCAUUAGAACACGCUAUCCCAAUCGGUAAAUUGUAUCCUAGUGUGAAGGUUGUACGGGUCAUGCCCGAUUGGGGAGUGAUCUGUCGCACAAAUGACGGACUGGAUGGAUUCUGUCAUAUCAGUCACCUUUCUGAUGAACGUAUAUCGGUCUUGACAAACGGUACAGGUCAAUACAAAGCUGGAACUCUACACCGAGCCAGAGUGAUCGGUCAUUCUCCUCUCGACGGUGUUGUUCUCCUAUCCUUCGAGCAAAAAGUUCUUGACCAAGUAUUCAUGCAAGUCGGGGAACUACAGAUAGGUCAAGUACUCAAGGGAACCGUCCAUCGUCUUGCCGAACGAAUGCUCUUCAUCUCCCUUUCUGGUUCAGUAGAUGGUAUCGUCUUCCCUAAUCACUACGCCGAUAUCAAGCUCAAACAUCCCGAAAAACGAUUCAAAGUAGGAUCAUCAGUGAAAGCUCGUGUAUUCGCUAUAGAACCAGCACGUAACAGAGUGGUAUUGACUUUGAAGAAAUCUUUGGUGGACUCGAGCGACAGUAUCCCUCAAGGAUUCGCAGAUGUCCAAGUUGGACAAGUCACUCCCGGUGUAAUCGCUAAGAUCAUGGAGAAAGGGUGUAUUGUGGAUUUGUUUGGUGCAAUCAAGGCCUUCAUGCCAUUAUCCGAAUCAAGUCAAACAUUUGUCAAAAACCUCAAUGAUCUCUUCUACGUUGGCAAAUCCGUUACGGUCCGAGUGCUUGAUAUCCAACCUGAGAACGAACGAAUCGUGGUAUCAGCCAAACAAGCAGCUCCUAAUCCUGUUGCAUCAGCAGCCGAGAAAUUGCAAGUUGGUGAUGCAGUAUCAGGUAGCGUCUCGGCCAUACACGAAGAACAGGUAGUUGUUAAACUUGACGAUUCGGGUCUCACAUCGUUGUUAUCUCUAAGUAAUUUGUCGAAUCAACGACAUAUGGGUAUCGACGAAUUACGAUCGACCCUGAAGGUGGAUGACAAGAUUGAAGAUCUUGUGGUAGUUUCGAAAAACCCUGUCUCGGGAUUGAUCAUAGUGAAUGUGAAGAAGUCGAAUUCACCUACCACAAAGACUAAGACGAAGAAGGAAAAGAAAGCUAAGAAAGAGGAAGAAGGUCCAUCUGGAAUAUCGAAGAACGUGAAAGCCAUUGAUGAGAUCAAAGUCGGACAGAUCUUCUCUGGACAUGUGACUGAACAUACUGAAAGAGGAACGAUGGUUCAACUACCCAAUAAGAUAAGGGGUAGGAUACAUCCUUUAGAUGCUGUUGAUGAUCUGUCAACAUUAGUGGGCGGACAUGCUCCCUACAAUGUCAAUCAGGAGAUCAGAGUCUACGUCUUGGCUGUGAAUAAACAGAAAAGAGCUGUAGAUCUCUCUUCGAGACCUUCCAAAAUCACGCCCGGCGGUAAGGUGAUCGAUCAAGAAUUGACUGAUGUGAAGGGUUUGAAAGAGGGUCAGAGCGUCAGAGGGUUGGUGAAAAAUAUCGCAAGUCACGGUGUAUUCGUCAGUCUGGGCAGGGAAGUUACUGCUAGAGUAAUGAUCAAAGAACUUUUCGACGAGUUUGUUAAAGAUUGGGAAUCUAAAUUUGAGAUUGGUCAAUUGGUAACUGGUAAAAUCUUAAGCGUCGACGAGAAGAGGAACUCUGUGGAGAUGACAUUCCGAAAGAAUCCUGCUAAAUCAACCAAGAAAGUUGCCAAACUUGGUUUGAGCGAUUUCGAAGAAGGUCAAAAAGUCGUCGCUGAGGUUAAGAAGGUCGAAGCGUAUGGUAUCUUCUUGAGAAUUGAGGGAAGUGACGUAUCGGGAUUAUGUCACAAAUCUGAGAUCUCCGAUAACAAGAAACAGGAUGUUUCUCAAGCUUUGAAAUCGUUCAGAGAGGGUGAUCAAGUGAAAGCGAAGAUCCUCAGUAUCGACACAGAGAAGAAUAAGAUCAACUUUGGUAUCAAGGCUAGCUAUUUCGGUGAAGAGUUUGGAGAGGCCCAAGAUGAAGAGAAUGAGGAGGAGGAGGACAUGCAAGAAAACGAGGACGAGGAUGAAGCCGCUGAAGAGGAGGAGGAGGAGGAUGUCUUGAUGAUCGGUGGCGAUGACGAUGAGGACGAGGAGGACGAAGAUGAACAAGAUGAACAAGAAGAGGAGGAUGAGGAAGAAGCCGAAACUAUUCCUACUGCUGCUGCAUCAUCAAAGAAAACUUCCAAAUCCAACACCACUUCCGGAUUAGCUGUUGCAGGAGGUUUCGACUGGACAGGUGAAGGAGUCAAAUCCGAAGAAUCGGGAUCUGAUUCGGACGACUCAGACGAAGAUGAAGACGUCGAUGUACCUACUACCUCCGCCAAAGCCAAGGGGAAAUCCAGGUCAAAGGGAGUAGAAGAUUUGACCGCCACAGCACCUGAUGCUCGACCGGAAUCAAUAUCAGAAUUCGAACGAGCCCUCUUGGCUUCCCCUAACUCUUCUUACCUUUGGAUUCAAUACAUGUCAUUCCACCUCCAGUUGCACGAAAUUGAAAAAGCGCGAAAGAUCGGUAGAUCGGCUUUGGAAAAAAUCAAUUAUAGGGAAGAAGAUGAGAAACUGAACAUCUGGAUGGCCCUGAUCAACCUCGAAUUAAGCUUCGGUACUGCCCAAACUGCAGAAGCUGUGUUUAAGGAAGCGAGUCAGUAUAAUGAUUCGAGAAGCGUACAUAUUAGGUAUGCCGAGGCCUUGAUUGCGGCUGGAAAGGAUGAUCUCGUUGAAGAAAUAUUCAAGAAGAUAGUCAAGAAAUUCUCUGCGUACCCAGACUCGUGGACUCGAUUCGCCGAAUUUUACUUGAAGAAGGGAGAUGUUGAAGAUGCUAGGGCGUUAUUACCUAGAGCUAUGAAAUCUUUAGAUAAGUCUAAGCACGUCGAAACCAUCGAAAAGAUGUCGCUGCUCGAAUUCAAAUAUGGUGAUCCUGAACGAGCCAAAACUCUCUUUGAGGGAUUGGUUGACAGAUUCCCCAAGAGAUUGGAUCUUUGGGGUGUAUAUAUCGAUCAACUGGCCAAAAUUGAUGAUAUACAGGGAGUGAGGGGGUUGGUCGAUAGGGCUUUGAAUCAGAAGUUGACGAGUAAGAAGGCCAAAUUCUUGUUUAAAAAGCUUUUGACAAUUGAACAGAGGAUAGGAGAUGAGAAAGGUCAGGAGAAAGCUAAAGAAAGAGCUAAAGCUUGGGUACUGGAGAAUACCAAACCUGAUCCCGAGGAGGAUGAGGAUGAGGCAGAAGAGGAGAGUGAUGACGAGUAA
Kwoniella mangroviensis CBS 8507 is the source of this 4560-nucleotide messenger RNA. RefSeq lists its product as uncharacterized. Gene Ontology annotation, cellular component: nucleus; small-subunit processome; nucleolus. Gene Ontology annotation, biological process: rRNA processing. The record is from RefSeq and is a predicted model, not a curated record. Lineage: Eukaryota; Fungi; Basidiomycota; Tremellomycetes; Tremellales; Cryptococcaceae. The transcript is spliced from 15 exons. The coding region runs from base 1 to 4560 and encodes 1519 amino acids. Gene Ontology annotation, molecular function: protein binding; RNA binding.